Messenger RNA from Cinara cedri, 159 nucleotides. Lineage: Eukaryota; Metazoa; Arthropoda; Insecta; Hemiptera; Aphididae. The record is from the annotation of a GenBank genome assembly.
AUGACCAAUGAUGAACGGCUUUCAAGUUUAUCAUCCUUGGCAAUUGAAGAAAAUCUACUGGGUGAUGUGGCAAAGGAUCCAACUUUUGUAGAUAGUGUUAUUGACGAGUUUGCCGAUAAAAAAGAUCGCAGAAUUGAAUUAGUUUAUAAACAAAUUUAG